Molecule: messenger RNA, 447 nt
Organism: Penicillium chermesinum
Lineage: Eukaryota; Fungi; Ascomycota; Eurotiomycetes; Eurotiales; Aspergillaceae
Product: nuclear transport factor 2 family protein
Exons: 1
Coding region: 1-447 (148 amino acids)
Source: RefSeq, a predicted model, not a curated record
AUGGGGCCCCUCCCUAAAUUCACAGCUCGCCAAAUCCUCGACGCAUUCUACUCUGCCGAGCGCGUCUACAUGAGUGCUCCCCCCGAAGAGCGCGACUUUGCCGGGAUCGCAGCCACCCUGGCCCCAGAUUUCAGAAUGGAACAGACCUCUGCGCUGCCAUAUGCCGGGGUCUACCACGGACCCCAAGGUAUGCACGACUGGGCCGUCCGCAUGGCGGACUACUUCAGCGUUGUUGACGUGCGCAACCCGGAGAUUUUCGAGCUGGCAGGGUCGAGCCGCAUAGUGGUUGUGUCGAAUGUCCAUUUCAAGGUGCGCAAGACGGGAGAGGAACUGGAGUACCCAUUUGUUCAGGUCAUUACUGUGGAUCUGGAGCAGGGCCUGAUUACUGAGAUGAGGCCUUUUUACUGGGAUGUGGCCGCGUUGAAUAAGGCCUUGGGCUUGGUAUGA